Molecule: messenger RNA, 688 nt
Organism: Cuscuta epithymum
Lineage: Eukaryota; Viridiplantae; Streptophyta; Magnoliopsida; Solanales; Convolvulaceae
Source: the annotation of a GenBank genome assembly
AAAUUGGUCCAUAGCUAAUCUAAAAAAAGCAAUGGGUUGACCCUCAAGCGCAUGCUCGCAGCAGAGGUCGAUGAAUUAGACGCAGCGCAGGACUCCACAGACCGCUCGCAUCUCCGGAGGCCGCACGCCCUGACGCCCCCUUCUGCAACUCUGCCGCUCCUGCUCGCUUCUUCUCUCCAUUCAGGGAUAAAUGGAACAUGGUGCACUCAACGAUCUAUCCAAUGCAACAUUCUCUCUGACAGAUGAGGAUCAUACACUUGCCAAUGCACUUAGAUUCGCUCUUAAUCAGGAUCCCAGGAUCGUACUUUGUGGCUACAGCAUUCCACAUCCAUCCGAGGCCCGAGUUAAUAUAAGAGUUCAGACUACUGGUGAUCCAGCUCUGGAGGUGCUGAAAGAUUCAUGCCAGGAUCUAAUGGUUAUGUGCCAACACGUUAGAAGCACGUUUGAUCAAGCUGUUGCAAAUUUCAAGAAUGAAAAAUCCCUGGAAGACUUGGAUUUGCAAAAGCGAUGAUUGGUUUAUUACUCGACUCACUUUUCAUUAUUCAUAUAUGUCUCAACGAUUGUAACAUAUUGCAAGUAUUUUGGUUUUCAUAUACAUUCUCUCCCAUUUUUUUCGUCACAUACAUUAUUCAGGUGGUCAAUCAUUUCUCUUUUGUUUAUAGCUUUUUAACACAUUUUUUGGAAGGAC